AUGACGUGUCCCGCUGAUCUCCUUCUCGUCAUCGCGCUUCUCCUUUCCUCAACGUGUCAAUGCCUAGCUGCCCACCCUCGUUCCCUCUCUUUGCAAUCGAUUGCAGCGCCCACCCCCAAGUCCACGUCGCUCUACAUCGUGCGCCUGCGCUCCGCCCUUCCGCUCGCCGCGUAUCGCGGCGGGAUAGCGAGCUACUCGGGAUGGACGGACGACGACGGCGAAGAUGAGGAUGCUGGUCCGUCAGGUCUGCGGGCGACAGCGGCGACAGUCGCGCACGAGGCGGUGACGCUGGCUGGCAGCAUUCCGCGUCGCGCGCGACUGAGCACGGAGAACCCGCAGCUGAAGGCGUAUGCGCAGAUGCUGGAGGCGCAGCAGACGCAGAUCGCGUCUGACGUGGGCGUGACGUCAGAUCGCAUUGUGUACAGCUACAAGCAUGCGAGCAACGGGUUUGCAGCAUCGCUGUCGCAGCAGCAGGUGUGGCGGCUGCGGCGGCACCCGGCAGUGGCGGCAGUGACGCGCAGCCGCAGCGUCGCGCCCCUCUCCAUCGACUCCCCCACGUUCCUCCGCAUGGGCGCCCGCGGGUCGCUGUGGCCCGCCAAUGGCGGGCAGGCGAGUGCGGGCGAGGGCAUGGUGAUAGGCGUGGUGGACUCGGGCAUCUGGCCCGAGCACCCCUCCUUCACCGAUGCCGGUUUCCCCUCCUCGCGCCCUGCUGGCUGGUCAGGGAAGUGCCAUGUGACGAGGGAGUUCAAGUGCAACAACAAGGUCAUCGGCGCAAGGGCCUUCUACGAGGGCUUCAGAGAGGAGUACGGCGACCUAAACCUGACCAGCGAUUGGUUGUCGCCCCGAGAUUCGUACGGCCACGGCACGUGGUGUGCAGGUGCGGCAGCAGGCAACAAGGACGUGCCCGUGGCCGGCGGCGGCAGGGCGAGCGGCAUGGCGCCAGCAGCGCGCCUCGCAGUCUACAAGGUCUUUUGGUAUAAUCCGGACCACAAGACCUUGUACCGUGCCUCACGUGCCGACAUUUUCGCUGCAGUGGACCAGGCGGUAGCGGACGGUGUAGAUGUCAUCUCAAUCUCUAUCGGCGGCGUGAAUCAGGAGGACACUUCUUCCACAUGCCGUACCUCAAUGCCAAUCUCGCCGGGGUGUUUGUGGCGUACGGUGCAGGCAACGAUGGUCCUCCCCGCCCCUCUGGCCGCACUAUUGCAAACUUCUCUCCCUUCUACCUCACUGUGGGGGCAAG
Molecule: messenger RNA, 1240 nt
Organism: Closterium sp. Naga37s-1
Lineage: Eukaryota; Viridiplantae; Streptophyta; Zygnematophyceae; Desmidiales; Closteriaceae
Source: the annotation of a GenBank genome assembly